CACGCGUUUGGCUUUUGUUCGGGCAGUUAUCGAUGAAGCAUCACAAGGUGGACUUUGUUCAGUUAAAACUGGAUCAAGCUGGAACUAGAGCAAAACAUACGUUACCAACCUAUUCCGUGACUAUCUGGGUAAAAUGCACAGACGGUUAUCUAGUUGUUAUUCUAGUUCUUUGUUGCUGCAUAGGAUGAAAAAAAUGAAUAAAAAUUUUCAAACCUGGUCAUACCUUCUACUAUUUCCGAUUACUUUUUGUUUUUGCUUCCUGGGAUGUAGUGCUAUAAAGGUCAUGUCCCCUUGAAAAGCCGGUUUUAACUGGUUUCUACUAGUACUCACCAAGACAAAACAAAGAAAGAUUGACCUAUAGAACAGGUGGGUAAGAUAAGAUAACAGGUGGGUCAUUGUCAGAACAGUAACAAUCCUGCCGCCCUGCAUCGCUAUGAUCGUCCGUAAUACCGUCGACGUUCCGUUAGCCCCCGUAUCACUCAUCCCGGUCCUUCGGGGGAAAGAGUUGGUGUCCCCGCCGGACGAGAUGGGGAUCACGGCGUACGAGAUCGUGCUCACUCGGGACCAGAGCGAGCUGCGCUCAGGUGGGGAAGGCUGGACCGAGAACCACAUGUACUACUGCAUCUCCGGCAGGGGGCGCUGCAGUCUGGGGGACGGGAGGGAGUUUGACGUCGCCCAGGACGUUUUCCUUUCGUUCUCGUCUGCUGUUCAGUGCAAGAUUACAGUGACCCCGGAAGACCAUAUGAGGCUUUACUGUGUGUACUGCCACGACGACAACCCUUCGUCUGACCGAGUCGUUGUUCGGUCCCUCUCGGAGAUCAUCGGAACAGAUCGGGAUGUCGACUUCGGCAGCGGCCACAGCCGAAGGUUCCUGCUUAGGGAUGAUGAUUUCCCCAUCACGGUGACCAACACGUCAAUCAUGACCUGCGCUGAUACAGAGAAGGGGGUCCCCAUGUGGUACAAACAUCACAAAGAAUCCAACUACUACUUCAGAGGAAACGGCAAGUACGUCUGGGAGGAGGGGGAGGAGGAAGCGGCGUUCCAUCCCGAGGGGACGGCCUUCCUGUUGAACCAGAACGACCCGCACUACGCCAUGCCGGAGGGGGAGGCUUCGACGAUCUGUACCUUCUUCCCCGCGCUGGUUGGGAAAGAGAAGCACGUCUUCAGUGGUGGUUAUUCCGUAUAUGGUCCUGCCUAGGCAUCCUUCCAUGGGAACGAGCUGACACUACCAGUUCAACUUUGUAUUAAGUUUUUUAAUUCCAUUUGAUGUUUCCAGUCUGACCUUUGGACUUGGAUUUUAUGUUUAUAUGAUU
Branchiostoma belcheri (Belcher's lancelet) is the source of this 1313-nucleotide messenger RNA. RefSeq lists its product as uncharacterized. The record is from RefSeq and is a predicted model, not a curated record. The coding region runs from base 434 to 1198 and encodes 254 amino acids. Gene Ontology annotation, biological process: ectoine biosynthetic process. Gene Ontology annotation, molecular function: ectoine synthase activity. The transcript is spliced from 3 exons. Lineage: Eukaryota; Metazoa; Chordata; Leptocardii; Amphioxiformes; Branchiostomatidae.